AUGUGGAAGAAAUGGCAACUGUUCCAUGCUACGGACUUUCAAUCGCUGAUGUAUCCCUGCUUCAUCUUCAGUAGUAUUCUUGGAAUAUUUCCGUACAAAAUCAAUGGUUCAACUUUCGAGACUUCUAAACUACGAUACAUUCUAACAAUCUUCAUUCUUAGUGUUUUGAGUAUUUAUGUGUUAGUAGUGCUCUAUGAAAUUAACAUCGCUGGAACUAUCUAUGUCGGAAAUGUACCUAAGGCUCUUGAGCGCAGCUGCUUAUACAUAUGCGCUAAUUUUAUGAUGGUCAUCGCAUACAUUUUGAGUGGCUCUCGAAUGCACUUGCUCCAAACCAUAAUGAAUGUCUCUUCAAAAUUGCCCUUUAAUUCGUAUGAAAAACUAUCUAAGCUGAUCCACGCCAAGGAUAUCUUAGGUUUCUUCCUUCGAGUCAUAAUAGAAGUGAUUUAUUAUUCCAAAUUUGACUUUAGCUGGUACAAUAUGCCUUUACCGUACAUUCAUCUGAUGGCAUUUCAAAUGGAUAUGUUGUAUAUGAAUUGUGUUUGUAUAUUGAAGGCCUGUUUUAAAAGGAUCGAUGACGAUCUAGUAAAUUUACGAGAACUCGUCAUGAACGAUGAGCCGCAUCUCAUGAGACGAAUCCAUCAUGAGAAUAAAAAUCCAUUCGUAUUAAUUGAGCUCAAGGCUUUGAAGAAACAGCAUUUAGCAAUUAGCGAUACGGUGCAGAUGCUAAACAUGAAUUUCAGUCUGCACAUCCUCACUACUGUAAUUAUGACUUUUUCUCAGCUUACUUUCCAUCUAUACUACUAUAUAACGUAUUGGGAAAUCAGUAUGUUUGAGAACAGCACGUUUGAUUUAUUUUAUUAUAUAUUUACGAUGGUGCAUACCAUAAUUCAUUGUAUAAAAAUAACAAUGGUAGUAUGGGCCUGUGAAACCGGUAAAGACUGGGCCAUGAAAAUUGGAAUUACUGUUCACGAUCUGCUUAAUAAUAUCUCAGAUAAACAUAUUACAGAAGAGUUGCAGCUAUUUUCCGUGCAAAUAUUGCAUCGUGGAAAUGUAUUCUUUGCGAAAGGUUUCAAUGUGGAUGUUGCUCUUCUUAUUGCGAUAGUGAGUAACGUAGCUACAUAUCUGUUAAUCUUAAUACAAUUUUUUAUUACUACGCGUUUAUGCAACCUAAUGGCAGCAAAUAAUGGUACACAAAUUAUUUAA
This is a messenger RNA of Mycetomoellerius zeteki, 1203 nucleotides long. RefSeq names its product putative gustatory receptor 2a. The coding region runs from base 1 to 1203 and encodes 400 amino acids. Lineage: Eukaryota; Metazoa; Arthropoda; Insecta; Hymenoptera; Formicidae. Gene Ontology annotation, cellular component: axon; membrane; dendrite. The record is from RefSeq and is a predicted model, not a curated record. The transcript is spliced from 3 exons. Gene Ontology annotation, biological process: chemosensory behavior; sensory perception of taste; male courtship behavior.